AUGGAGAAGUCACAGGAUUUCAAGUCGCUCCAGGAUAGCAUCCAGAAGUCACUUGUCUCUACAAUCAAGACUGUAAACCGUAUCGCUGCCGAAGACUUGAGCUUCCAGCGUACAGUCAAUCCUAAUGUGGGCCAACAACUUGACGAUCGAACUUCACGGAUUCUCGAAUUAUCCACACGACUGUUGCAAUCGACCGGAAAGGCAUGUGGUGUCAAGGCGCCUAAGCUUGAGGAUGUAGAAGAUAUCGAGAUGAAGUGGAGAGGGGUGGUCGAUAUCGUUGAUUCUUCACUCGAAAAGGCCGACACAGCGCUGGAUGAGUACACAGGACUUGUCAAGAGAAAGGAGCCCCCUGCUUCGGAUUCUAACAAGACCAAGAAACCCAAAUCGACGAACAAGGUCAUUCGAAACGCCAACAUGUCCAAGCCUCAACUUCAGUUUGAGCGAAAGCCCGACAACUUUGCUCCACCGCCUUGGAAGCCGAUGCUUACAUCCAAGCCAAACGCCAAGGUUUCUUUAGAAGAGAGCCUCAAUAUCGUGCCUGACGAAACCGGGACGCCGCAAUAUCAACAUCCUUACGAGCACGAGAUUGUCCGCAUGGCAUACCCCAAACGAGUUUUUAAACAAGCCGAGCCCAUCAUGUAUCAGCCUGUUGACACGACCGAAGCAACUUUCGUUGAUACAUAUGAAGGCGUUCUCGAAAUGCUGAAAGAGCUGAAGAAGGCGAAGGAGAUUGCGGUAGACCUGGAACAUCAUGACUUCAGAUCCUAUGUCGGACUUGUGUCUCUGAUGCAGGUCAGCACACGUGAGAAAGAUUGGAUUGUCGAUACUCUGCAACCCUGGCGCCAUAAACUCGAAGUUCUCAACCAAGUUUUCACUGACCCCAAGAUCGUCAAGGUUUUCCACGGUGCGUAUAUGGACAUGGUAUGGCUGCAGCGAGAUUUGGGACUUUACGUGAACGGUCUCUUUGAUACCUUUUUCGCUUGUGAGCAACUUAACUAUCCUGCCAAGAGUCUUGCGUACCUACUGUCCAAGUUUGUCGACUUUGACGCGGACAAACAAUAUCAGUUGGCAGAUUGGAGAAUAAGGCCGUUGCCCAAGGAGAUGCUGUACUAUGCUCGGUCUGAUACCCACUACCUACUUUACAUUUACGAUCGCGUGCGAAACGAGCUUAUUGCAGCCUCAGACAAAUCUGAUGCCGACAAAGAUUUCAUUGGUCGCGCCCUUGAAAGAUCAAGAGAGCAGUCUCUAUCUCGCUACGAACAGCCCGGCUACGACGAGGAGACCGGUGAAGGUUCUCGCGGUUGGUACUCAUACGUUUUCAAGAACUCUCAUAUGGCCUUCGAUAGCGAGCAAUUCUCUGUCUUCAGAGCCUUGUGGAAAUGGAGAGAUAACACAGCCAGGAAGGAGGACGAGAGCACCAACUUCGUUCUCAGUACCAGGGACAUUGCGGAAAUUUCUCGCAUCAACCCACCGGACGCAAAAGCCCUCCACAGCUUGCUGCCUCUUAAUGCAUCGCUAGCCAGGCCGCGCUUCAACGAGAUCUGGGGGUACAUCAAGGAGUCCAAGGCCAAGGGGGGCCGAAGUUUGCUUCACUUUUUUACUUCGAUGGCACCAGACAGUCUUAUGAGGAAUGGCGUCCCUAUUGCGGCCAGGAAGACAACAAAGUUACCAGACCUUGAUGGAGAGGUCACAGUCAGUAGGCUGACUCGAUCGCAGUUAUUUGGAGAUAUGCCGAUUAGUACUCAGUGGGAUGUUUCGACGCGACGUUCCGAAGCUGAGGAGGAUCUUAUUCCGUUCCCCUGGCAGAAGUUCGUUGAACAGGGCACGAUUGAGGGAGACGUUCAACACAAUACCGUCACCGACCCGGCUGUGGUCCCUGAACAACCCAAUCAUGUGGAGAAUGCAGGGGGCAGUGCUCAAGUUGAAGAGGAAGAUGAGGAAUUUACUCUAAAGAGAGGACAGAAACGAAAGUCGGAUGCGGUGGAGGAAUCUGAUUCUAGUGAGGAAGGAUCCGAAUCCUCAGAUUCAGACAGUGACGAGGAGAUGCAAGAUGAUGAUGGAGUCAUUGCUAUCGAGGAUGAGUCUGGUAAAGCAGAAUCCAGAACUGCCCGUCGCAAGCAGCGUAAGGCAGAGGAGAAGAAGGCUAAGGAAGAACAACUCCGACGGCAAGAGGCCAAGAAGGCCCGCAAAGCCCAGAAGAAACAGAGAAAGGAGGAUGAUAAGGUCAAGAAAUUUGAUGCAGUGCCUUUUGAUUAUAGCAAGGCCACAUCAGUGGUCAAUACGAAGAGGGAACCAAACGCUGAUGUCAAGGGCAAGAAGAGGGUGUUUGACCCCUAUUCCAAGUCUGCAGACACGGACAUCAAGGGAGCUCGCAAAGCACCUCCAGUGAGAGGUGAGCGAAGCGCGACAUUCAAGAAAUAA
Fusarium venenatum is the source of this 2421-nucleotide messenger RNA. RefSeq names its product ribonuclease H-like domain-containing protein. The record is from RefSeq and is a predicted model, not a curated record. Gene Ontology annotation, biological process: nuclear polyadenylation-dependent snRNA catabolic process; nuclear polyadenylation-dependent CUT catabolic process; histone mRNA catabolic process. Gene Ontology annotation, molecular function: nucleotide binding; single-stranded RNA binding; 3'-5'-RNA exonuclease activity. Gene Ontology annotation, cellular component: nucleolus; nuclear exosome (RNase complex). NCBI's taxonomy places the organism in Eukaryota, Fungi, Ascomycota, Sordariomycetes, Hypocreales, Nectriaceae.